This is a messenger RNA of Saccharomyces kudriavzevii IFO 1802, 933 nucleotides long. It is a transcript of the gene ERV29, whose product is annotated as protein ERV29. The transcript has a single exon. Gene Ontology annotation, cellular component: membrane. NCBI's taxonomy places the organism in Eukaryota, Fungi, Ascomycota, Saccharomycetes, Saccharomycetales, Saccharomycetaceae. The coding region runs from base 1 to 933 and encodes 310 amino acids. The record is from RefSeq and is a predicted model, not a curated record.
AUGUCUUACAGAGGACCCACUGGAAACUUUGGCGGUAUGCCAAUGUCAUCAUCGCAAGGACCAUACUCUGGUGGUGCGCAAUUUAGAUCAAACCAGAACCAAUCUACCGUAGGCAUUUUCAAGCAGUGGAAGCAAUCUUUUGAGAGGUUUGCCUCCAGGAUUGAAGGGCUUACAGACAAUGCAAUUGUCUAUAGACUGAAGCCCUACAUCCCAAGUUUGUCAAGAUUUUUCAUUGUGGCCACCUUUUAUGAAGAUUCGUUUAGGAUCUUAUCGCAAUGGUCCGACCAAAUUUUCUAUCUGAAUAAAUGGAAGCAUUAUCCAUACUUCUUCGUUGUUGUGUUUCUAGUUAUUGUCACAAUUUCCAUGUUGAUUGGCGCCAGUUUGUUAGUUCUGAGAAAGCAAACCAAUUAUGCCACCGGUGUGUUAUGUGCCUGCGUCAUUUCUCAAGCUCUAGUUUAUGGGUUGUUCACAGGUUCAUCGUUUGUUUUAAGAAACUUCAGUGUCAUUGGUGGGCUGUUGAUUGCAUUCAGCGAUUCCAUUGUCCAAAACAAGACCACGUUCGGCAUGCUUCCUGAAUUGAACAGUAAAAAUGAAAAAGCAAAAGGUUACCUGUUGUUUGCAGGUAGAAUCCUAAUCGUUUUAAUGUUCAUCGCAUUUACAUUCAAUAAAUCUUGGCUUACUAUCGCUUUGACUAUUAUUGGCACUAUAUGUUUUGCCAUAGGUUACAAGACAAAAUUUGCAUCCAUUAUGUUAGGUUUGAUCUUAACUUUUUACAACGUCACAUUGAACAACUACUGGUUUUACAACAACACCAAGAGGGAUUUCUUGAAGUAUGAGUUUUACCAGAACUUAAGCAUCAUCGGCGGGCUCCUAUUGGUUACCAAUACUGGCGCUGGUGAACUAUCCGUUGAUGAGAAGAAGAAAAUUUACUAG